Messenger RNA from Pararge aegeria (speckled wood butterfly), 922 nucleotides. RefSeq lists its product as uncharacterized. NCBI's taxonomy places the organism in Eukaryota, Metazoa, Arthropoda, Insecta, Lepidoptera, Nymphalidae. Bases 196 to 699 code for a protein of 167 amino acids. The transcript is spliced from 3 exons. The record is from RefSeq and is a predicted model, not a curated record. Gene Ontology annotation, cellular component: ciliary membrane; Golgi apparatus. Gene Ontology annotation, biological process: negative regulation of smoothened signaling pathway.
UCACUUUUUCUUACAUUCUGAAAUUAAAAUCAACAGCAAAAAUAGAUAACAUCCGUGUUUUUUUUAUACCUUACAGUUUCAAUAGAUUAUUUACUAAUUUGUCAAAUGGACACAACAUUGUUAAAAAUAAUAUGUAAACAAAUAUACUGAAAAUUUCUGACACCGCGUUUGGAAAAAUAAUUGUGGUUUAUCAAAAUGGAUAAACUGACAGUGAUCUCUGGAACACUUUUCAUGGCUGCAGAUGUUUUCGCAAUUGUAAGCCUUGCAAUGCCAGACUGGAUAAUUACAGAUGUUGGAGGUGAUACACGUCUUGGAUUGAUGUGGUCUUGUAUGACACUAUACAACCGUCCUCAGGUGUGCUUCACUCCGGACCUACAACCUGAAUGGCUGCUUGCUUUAAUAUGCAUUUUCAUGGGAUGCAUCUGUAUAACAACUACAGUUAUUUUGCUAGCUUCAAGUCAUUUUGAUAGAAAUGUGAUUCCAUAUGCACGCUGGGUUGGAUUUGCAGCAAUGGUUGUGUUUUGUCUUGCUGCUGUGAUAUUCCCUAUGGGUUUCCAUGUUGAUGAGAUUGGAGGCCAACCAUAUCAACUGCCUAACAGCCACCAAGUUGGAAUUUCAUAUAUACUAUUUGUCCUUUCUCUAUGGAUUACUGUGAUUUCUGAGCUUUUUGCGGGUAAAGUCUGUUUACCGCAUUUCUAAAAACCAGUCCAUAUUUUGAAUGAAAAUUAGCUUACUAAGAAAAAUAUGUAGAUAUUGCCAGGAGGAUUGAUAGAAAAAAGUAGCAGUAUUGAAUGGGGACACCAUCCUAAAAAUUAAUAUAAAAAUCAUUUUUUUUAUCAACAUAAUAAACUGUACAAUGUAGAAUCUACAUUAUAAUAUUGUUAAGUAUGAAAUAACAAACCAAUGUUAAAUAUUUUAAUUA